Messenger RNA from Castor canadensis (American beaver), 7064 nucleotides. The record is from RefSeq and is a predicted model, not a curated record. Lineage: Eukaryota; Metazoa; Chordata; Mammalia; Rodentia; Castoridae.
CGGGGGGCGGGGCAGGCGCGCUCCCGCCUGUCGCGACAGUCGGGGCCGAGGUCCAGGGGGUGGUGGCCUGUCGCGGGUCGCCCGGCUCCCGGAGGCGAGGGGGGCGCGGGCGGAUGGCGGAAGGCGCCCAGCAGCAGCAGCAGCAGCCCCAGCUCGGGCCCGGUGCCGCUGCCCGGGGCAUGAAGCGGGAAUCGGAGCUGGAGCUGCCGGUGCCCGGAGCGGGAGGAGACGGAGCCGAGCCCGGCCUGAGCAAGCGGCCGCGCACCGAGGAGGCGGCAGCCGACGGCGGUGGCGGGAUGCAGAACGAGCCUCUGACCCCAGGUUAUCAUGGAUUCCCAGCACGGGACAGCCAGGGUAACCAGGAGCCAACAACAACACCUGACACAAUGGUUCAGCCUUUUACUACCAUCCCAUUCCCACCACCUCCACAGAAUGGAAUUCCCACAGAAUAUGGAGUGCCACACACUCAGGACUACGCCGGCCAGACCAGUGAGCAUAACCUGACACUCUACGCAGGCACGCAAGCCCAUGGAGAACAGAGUAGCAACUCACCCAGCACACAAAAUGGAUCUCUCACGCAGACAGAAGGUGGAGCACAGACAGAUGGCCAGCAGUCACAGACACAAAGUAGUGAAAAUUCAGAGAGUAAAUCCACCCCUAAACGACUACAUGUCUCUAAUAUUCCUUUCCGCUUCCGGGACCCUGACCUCCGACAAAUGUUUGGGCAGUUUGGCAAAAUCCUAGAUGUAGAAAUAAUCUUUAAUGAGCGUGGUUCUAAGGGAUUCGGGUUCGUAACUUUCGAGAAUAGUGCUGAUGCAGACAGGGCCAGGGAGAAAUUACACGGCACCGUGGUAGAGGGCCGUAAAAUCGAGGUGAAUAAUGCUACAGCACGUGUAAUGACCAAUAAGAAGAUGGUCACACCAUAUGCAAAUGGUUGGAAAUUAAGCCCAGUAGUUGGAGCUGUGUAUGGCCCUGAGUUAUAUGCAGCAUCCAGCUUUCAAGCAGAUGUGUCCCUAGGCAACGAUGCGGCUGUGCCCCUAUCAGGAAGAGGGGGUAUCAACACUUACAUUCCUUUAAUCAUUCCUGGCUUCCCUUACCCAACUGCAGCCACCACAGCGGCCGCUUUCAGAGGAGCCCAUCUGAGAGGCAGAGGGCGGACAGUAUAUGGUGCAGUCCGAGCGGUACCUCCAACAGCCAUCCCCGCCUAUCCAGGUGUGGUUUACCAGGACGGAUUUUACGGUGCUGACCUCUAUGUAAGUACACACACCGGGGCCUUCUCAACCCCAUCCCCUGACAAGCCAGCCUUUUUUUUCUGUUUCUUUGGUUUGGUUUGGUUUCUUUUUUUAAAUAUAAUUUAUUUAAUUUUUAUUUCAUUUUACCCUCUCUUAGAACCUCCAGCUCAAAGCUGUAAUGGCAGAGAAUAUGCAUAUAGUGAAGCCCCAGUAUCUCUGCUUAGGCUUCAGAGGCUGGGCCUGAAGCCACCACCCUCAGGUGAAUACUUCCGAGCCUCAGAAGAAUACUUCCGAGCCUCAGAACUCCCUGAUGGAGAGUCUAUGCCUGUGCCCCACAAGAAUUCCAAAAGAGACAAACCACAUAAUGCUGAUGACCCUCGUUUGCAAGGAAGCAUUACUGAUGAUAGCCCUGCUGUGUACUUUGCCCCAUUGGCUCACACUUACUCAGGAGUUAUGGCAGGGUGUACACAGCAGACCCUUACCAUGCCCUUGCCCCUGCCGCUAGCUAUGGAGUUGGCGCUGUGGCGAGUUUAUACCGAGGUGGCUACAGCCGAUUUGCCCCCUACUGAAGUGACGUGAGACCCCUGCAAAUGGGACAGCCCCCAGUUCAUGAGGCCUGGCUAUUGCAAUAUUUACUAGUAGAGGAACUCUAUAGCAAGAUGAAGAGGAAAAACAAACAAACAAAAAAACACAAAAAAAAGAGAGAAUACUUUUUUAUACCUCACUAUGUUCUUUGAAUAUGUAUUUUUUCCUUUAAAUUUCUGCCUUUAAUUCUUUUGUUCCAAAGAUUGUGCAUUUUUUUUCUUUCUUUUUUUUUUUUAACUGUGGUAAAAAAAAAAAAUAAUAAUGCAUUUCCAUGUCUGUAUGUCCGUGCUUAGCUUAUUCUUGUCAGUCACGGAAGAGGUAGUUCAUGAGGAAGAAGAGACAUUAGGGGCUGAUAAAUGCAUCUGAUCAGAAAUCAGCAGACAGAAUCACCAAGGUGUAUCUGGUGCUGAGUGGCUGGGGUACAAACAGAAUUGGAAGAGGUUUUACUGCAACAGCAUGUUCUUCUGGUCUUUAGCAGGCAGCUCUGAUUGGCUGUGACUGGAAUCCACAUGCCACUAGAGAGGAAUUUGUGCUUAUAAAGCAGGAGAAGUAAAAAGACACUUUCCUCUCCUCUCUUCCCUCCUGUCUUCUCCAUCCUUUUCACAAUCAUCUUACACACACAGACAUCCUGAGACGGUGUAGUUUUGGUAAUGAUAGUACUGAUAUUUCCAAAUGUGCUCUGUGGCUAUGGAUAAUAACACCUCAUUAGGAAACCAGUCUCAGAAUGGACUCUGGAAUAUGAAAAUAUUAUUUUCUUUCCUGUAAUCCUAAUGUUAACAGCUGGCUUUCUUUCCCUUUAAUUGAACCACCACAUAACUCAUAUAUCCUAUUAGUAGUACAUUGCUCCCAUGUCCUCAGGAUUCAGGAAUUUAGGACCCAGAAACAGAAGAAUGAAUAGCCAUGGCCAGAUUUCCUCCAGGUAUCUGGGCACAGCUUGAGGAUUAAAAAUAUAAGUUGCUGAGAGCCACUAAGGAAGGUGGUAAAGAGAAAAAAAAUAUUAGGUCUGAUAUUUCUUAUCUUUCUUGCAUCAGAAAAUCAGUAAAAAGCAUAAAAUUUAUUUAAUAAAACAUCUUUUGGAGAAAGAUAAGGCGCCAAACCCCUAGGCCAGCUGCCCCUGGAAGUUUCAGUGAUUAGGACAUGUAAAAUCAGGUGGAGGCACUUUGUACUCACUCCAAAGCCAUAGGAAUUUUCACCUUCUAGAGCCUCCAUGAGUCAGUUCUCUCUCUACAGUCUCAAGCCCUCAUGGCUAUUCCACCCAGCUUUGAAUUACCUCCAAAGACACUAGCUGAGCACCAGGACUACUUGAUGCACAUUAACACUAUAGGACAGAAAAUCUGGAGCCCAUCUUGGAACAAGGGAUUCUCCUGCAUGGGCCCCAGCAGUGAGUCACUGUGGUUGCUGUCUGACUUCAGCUUUAUGUUACCAAGGUAGGGGAGAAAGCUUGGACAUAACUGAGAAAGACAAGCGUCCAACAGAGUGUCCAAAAUGAAGGCAUUAGGAAAUAGAAGGCACAGUCUGCUGGCUCCCUGGUCUAUUCACAUUGGUACUAGGGUGACCUAUCACCCAAGGGAUAGCUGCUACAGGGAGUAGUUCAGAGACAUGGAAUUUCUACUUUGUUAUAGGUUAAUUUGUGUUUGAGUUUUUACUCCUGCCUCCACACAUGUUCUUGACUGAUAACUGAUUCAUGUCCCUGAAUUAAAAUGGCUGAAGUGAUAGCAUCAGGCUUUAUUUGUAAGCAGAGUGAUAUGUCUGGGAGGGCACAUCCUGCCGUGUGUAAGACAUCUUCGUCCCCUCAGAUCCCCUCUCUCCUGAUAGCUGGAGAGUGUGACAUAGACACUUGAGGCCUCCAUGCAGCCAUGGAUUCUGCCGGAGCAUGCAGAGUGGGGACAAGACUGCCCGAUCCACUGGCUGUUCCUAGAGCCCUUUCCCCAAGCCAAAGUUUGGUUUGUUGCUGUUAAGACAAUUUUCAUUGUAUGUAUAUAAAUAAUUCUAGUUAGGAAAGGGGAUGCUGGGAGUUUUCAGAGCUCUAGGGAAUGGGGCAGGGAAAAUUUUUCUUGUUUUUUUUUUUUUGCUUUUGUUUUGAUGGACAACUUCUACUGACUUAAGAAACAGAAAUUCUGGGUCAUGUUCAGGAAGGGCCAUUCUCACAAAAUGGCAAAUCACUAAACCCAGUGGAGACUAGGCCAAGUCCUCAAUGGUUUUGUCCAUAGCGGGGGAGGGGAGAACAGGAGAAUGAGUUGAAGAAUCAAUGUUUCCCUUCUUUUUUCCUUGACAGAAAAAGGAUGGCCAACAGGGUAGAGAAGGCAGCUCCCUCUGGCAGCCCUCAGAAAGAGGCAGACACCAGGCUUGAGUGGCCUUUUUGCACUUCGGUUCCAUUGGUUCUGGCUGAGGCCCCAAGGCACACUCUUUACUGAGACAGAGUAGAUGAAGUUCUGCUUUCUAUGCAAGGGCCUCUGGUUUGCAGGGUCAGCACAGAGAACGGGAUGCUCUCAGGCUUCCAGAUCUCACGAUAUCAGCCUCCCAGUAGAGCUGUGGGAACUUUGACUUUCCCUCCAGUCAGCAUCACCAGAGGCAGGUUCCUCGAGACAAAGCUGCAGUGCCCGUAAGUCCUGACUCUAGUUCUCACUAGAUCCAGACUUGAAGCUGGGGGGUUGGCAUUUUGUGACCUCGUUAGAGGAUGCUGGUUGAUAAUUCCCAAAAACUUAACAAUGCUGAAUCAGUUCAAGGAUAGUCUUUUCAGCUUUGCUGUCAUUCAUGACCUGGACUUUCUAUACCAAGCAUCUUACUAAGUUAGGAGCCUAGCUUCUAUUGUAAACCUUUAUCUGAAUAUCCUUUCAAGCCAGAGAGCUGCCCUUAGGUCUUUUCUAGAAUUGUAGUGUUCCUUAAUUCAGCUCCAUUAACUAAGAUCCACCAUUGAGAUUCACCAUUUUUAAGGCUCCUUAGGUUUAACAAAACCUACUGUCACCAUCUCCUCCAGCAGUCUCAGUCUGAAUUGAGCCAAUAUUUUUUCUUUCCUUGAAAAAAGAAGCAGACUGGGACUCAGCUCUUAGAUUAAGGGACGCUAGUGGCUAUCUAGUCAAUAGAAAUCAGUGAUAGCAGUUUUUCCUCAAAUGUGGAUUCCUCAGGGGCUGAACUACUCAGUUUAGGAAGUUUAGGGUAUGCUUUCCUACGGAUAGAGCAGACAGGUCAGUUAUAUCCACCAUCCUGUAACUUGUCAUGUAGCUUCCAGGGACUAUAAAUUAGGAUGGAAGCAACCCCAAGGACAUACAAGAAGGGCAUGAUACACCCCCUUCCCCUUGGCAGGAGAACAAGGCCAGCCACGGGGCAGUCUGGAUAGCACUUGGAUGGUUAAGGAGGGAGAGGGGAAACUGUGGCAAACCUUUCUCUCUUGCCCAGUUCAGAUGUUCUCUGCUGCUUAGAACUCUAGCACAAUAACGUUUGCAGAAUUGCAGAUUUUUCCCCCAGAUGUUAGGAGGAAAGGGACUUUGGGGGGUGGGGAAGGGGUUGUGGUGUUUUAAAAGCAUAAGUUACCUGUUUGCACUGUUUUAAGAUAGGAAAAAAUUAGUGAGCAAGAUGAACAUCAGAUGUAAACGUGUGUGUUUUAUUUUGUCAUGCUCUUGAGAAUGUCUGACCAUUUGUAGCAUACACCAGUGACACUUGAUUCUCUGUUGCAUAAAACACUAUAUUGUUUUGGAAAUGUUACUGUCCAAAAGCCUCUUUUCCUGUCCCUUUCCUUUUCCUGCGUACUUCCUUUAUCCUUGCUUUACUGAUCAGCCAGGCAAUAGCCAUCCACCAACUAUAGCAAGAAACAGGGCCCUUUCCAAGAAGUCUCUGGGUGUCCUAAGCCAGCAUGUGCCCCCCGGGUUACUGCACAUAGGAGAGUCCCUGGCACUUUUCUUUGAAAAUAAGUCUCACAGGUUGUCAAAUCCCUCUGUGAGAGGCACUAAGAAGAGGAGCCAGGGUGGGAGGGCCCUGAGUAUUGCAGGUGGCUGUGGUAGGCGAGUUCUAUGCACGUUACCGAAACUGUAGCCAGUUACAGUUUACUCAGGAAAACGGUAGAUCAAUUCAGCCAUGGUAGUGCUGGUUGGCAGGGAUUGGUAACUAAGAACCGCUCAUCAGCCAGAACUCAAGGUUGCCUUUUUGGAGACUGCUAGCAUGGGGGCCACGGUCCUCUGCGGUAGUUCUGUGAAUACCGGUGACAUGAGGGCUCCACUCAUCCUGGCAAUCAAAAAAGGGAACCAAGUCUCUUUUCACUCCCCUCCCCUGUUCCCAACAUUCCCAGGGGGCAUCUGAGUUUUUGAAUUUUUCAAAAAAUGUUUUAUGGUUUGCUAUUCUAGGGACUGAUAAGUGCUUUAAGCCAUGUCUCCACCCCAUGAAGACUCCCAGCUUCAUCGUGUUCUAAUUGUUUUUGUUUUUUUUAAAUUGUUCACAGUAUUUUUGUGUGCGAGUGCUUACGUGGCAGCUCAUUUUGGCUGUAUUAUAUAUCGAGUGAUGAAUUGAUCCUAUUUUUUUCCCUUAAGGGACAUUUUUUUUUUUCUUGUGUUAUCAGUCUGCUUGUGAAUAGCUGGAGCCAACCUGGGGCUGACACUAGGGCUGCAAAGUGAGAAGAGAGCCAGCAGAGUUUACUUGUCCCUCACAGGCCAACCUACCUGAGGCUCCAAGCUUUUCAGUACAGAUCUUUGCAAGGCUCAAAGCGCUGCAGAACUUCUCCUCUCCUCCCCACCCCUGUGGCAGGGACUGGCUGGCCCCAUGUGCACCAGUUUGUCCAGCCCCUCCCCUUGCCAUGGUAGAACAGGUACCUUGGGGCUUGAGCAUCCAUGGGAUGCUUGUACAAUUGACCACCUAGCCUUGUCUCCUUCCCUCCCAUCCUCACCCAGAAUCACUCCCUAGGACACCCGAGCUGCUUGCCCAGGGUCCUGUUUCCCUGCUAACUCCAGAGAAGCGUCCCAGGGCUUUGACAGUCUCUAAUUCCCUUCCCUUCUCGUGAAGAAUCAUAUUGUAUAGUAGCUUUCAGACCAUACAGUAUUCAUUGGGUUACUCUAUCAUUAUCACGUAGCUGGAAUUGUGAAGGUUGGAGUAGUUAGAUCUUUAGCUUUUCUCCCUUAUUUUUUUGUAUUACUCUCCAUGUGUAUAAAUUAUUGAUCAUGUUGCUGGCUUUUAUAAACUCUAAGCAAAGAAGGAGCACUGUCUCUGCCUUUGCAAAUGGUAAUGAAGCACUGUUUUUAAAUAAAAGAGAGAAACACCAUC